AUGGUGAAGGAUUCGAAACUCUACGAUAUUUUGGGGGUCCCCCCUACUGCUACUGAGGCCCAGCUGAAAACUGCAUACAAGAAGGGUGCCUUGAAAUAUCAUCCUGACAAGAAUGCAUCAAAUCCCGAGGCCGCCGACAAAUUCAAAGAACUUUCCCACGCAUAUGAGAUUCUCUCCGACUCUCAAAAACGUCAAAUCUACGACCAAUAUGGUGAAGAAGGCUUGGAAGGCGGUGCCGGUGGUGCCGGAAUGAACGCCGAGGACCUCUUUGCUCAAUUCUUCGGCGGCGGCGGUGCUUUCGGCGGCAUGUUUGGCGGUGGCAUGCGCGAUAACGGCCCAAAGAAGGCACGGACAAUCAACCAUGUUCACAAGGUCAGUUUGGAGGAUAUCUAUCGAGGAAAAGUUUCCAAGCUCGCUUUACAAAAAUCUGUUAUUUGCCCUGGUUGUGAUGGCCGUGGUGGAAAGGAAGGCGCUGUUCGUCAAUGUACCGGCUGUAACGGUUCUGGUAUGAAGACUAUGAUGCGUCAGAUGGGUCCCAUGAUCCAGCGAUUCCAGACUGUCUGCCCCGACUGCCAGGGUGAGGGAGAGAUUCUUCGCGAAAAGGAUCGCUGCAAGAAGUGUAACGGAAAGAAGACUAUUGUUGAACGCAAGGUGCUUCAUGUGCAUGUCGACAAGGGCGUAAAGAACGGCCACAAGAUCGAAUUCCGUGGUGAAGGUGACCAGAUGCCGAAUGUUUUGCCUGGUGAUGUUGUUUUCGAGAUUGAGCAGAAGCCUCACCCUCGAUUCCAACGUAGGGAUGACGACCUCUUUUACCACGCCGAGAUUGAUCUUCUCACUGCUUUGGCGGGUGGUACUAUCCACAUUGAGCAUUUGGAUGAUAGAUGGCUUUCUGUUAACAUUGCACCUGGCGAGCCCAUCACACCUGGUGCCAUCAAAGUCAUCAAGGGCCAGGGUAUGCCUUCGUUCCGUCACCACGACUUUGGUAACUUGUACAUCCAAUUCGACGUCAAGUUCCCCCAGGGCUCCGAGUUACAGAACCUCCAACUCCUCGAACAAGUCCUACCUCCACGACCACAACAGGCACAGCCUCCAGCAGACUCCAUGGUUGAGGACUUUGGUCUAGAGGACGUUGAUCCUAGCCAGAGCGCACGGGCACAUGGAGCUGCUUAUGAUGAAGAAGAUGAAGAAGGUGUACCUCCCGGAGCUGAGCGUGUACAAUGUGCCUCUCAGUAA
Talaromyces marneffei is the source of this 1233-nucleotide messenger RNA. RefSeq lists its product as uncharacterized. Lineage: Eukaryota; Fungi; Ascomycota; Eurotiomycetes; Eurotiales; Trichocomaceae. The record is from RefSeq and is a predicted model, not a curated record. The transcript has 4 exons. Gene Ontology annotation, cellular component: cytosol; cytoplasm; nucleus. Gene Ontology annotation, biological process: response to heat; protein refolding. Gene Ontology annotation, molecular function: ATP binding; Hsp70 protein binding. Bases 1 to 1233 code for a protein of 410 amino acids.